UUCCUUUCUGUGGUCGAUGAUGUCUUCGCCACGCCAUUGCUACAGUACAUGCAAUGUUAGUUACUGAUUACCAUCCGUGGCUCAGCUCGACGAAGGGUAAGCUACCAGUCACGGAUAUAGCUAAAGUCCGAAAAAUGCCCAUCAAGACAAAGAGACAGGAAGAACGCUCUGGGGGCUUGCUAUCCCAUCUCCUCGGACAUUACAACAACAGUAUUGCAGACAUCUCACAGGGAUUAAGCCCGCACGGGACAACAACAGGGUAUUUGAGGAUCUCGAUCCCUCGCGUUAGCAUCGAUUCAGUCAGGACUCCUCUGUCAUCAAGACAACGCCGGCCAACGAUCCCUCACGUGCUCUGGCAAUUCUUUGCUGUUAAGCCACCAUGGUCAAGACACUCCCCUUUGGAGAUUUUCACGUCCCUUCCCCCGGCUUCGGGGCAAUGGGUCUGAGCUUUGGUUUAGGAAACCAUCUCAGUCUCGACGAGGCUGAACCGGUGCUGCGGAAAGCAAUUGAGCUGGGAUGCACCUUUUGGGACACGGCGGUUGUCUACGAAGCUGGUGUCAAUGAGAAACUCCUGGGAGAUUUUAUCAGGAAAUAUAACGUGCGCGACAAGGUCUUCAUCGCCUCAAAAUGUGGUUUCGAUGUCUUCGGUGGCGAUGGGAAUGUCACGAACUCGGCCUCUCACAUCAAAGAGUACAUCGAAGGUACCAUUGAGAGACUUGGUUUUGCACCAGACCUCUACUAUCUUCAUCGGAUUGAUCCAAGAACCCCUCUCGAAGAGUCGAUUCCCGCGCUUGAUGAACUCCGAAAGGCAGGGAAAACGAAAUACAUUGGUCUCUCUGAAUGUUCUGCCGCUACACUGCGUAAGGCCAAUUCGAUUGCCAAGAUUGAUGCCGUUCAAGCGGAAUAUUCAGCUUUUGAGACCUUGCACGAGACGGAUGGUCUCAUCGAGACUGCGAGGGAACUUGGUGUGGCCUACGUGGCUUACAGCCCCUUGGGCCACGGCUGGCUGGUUGAUGAAUUCCAAUACAAGUCCCCCGAUGAUUUUGCGCCCGAUGAUUUCCGACGGAAGAUUCCCAAGUUCCAAGGCGAGAACUUUUAUAAAAAUCGAGCCAUCGUUGAAGAAAUUACAAAGCUUGCUUUAAAAAGAGGUUGCACUACAGCUCAAAUUGCUCUGGCCUGGGUUGCUGCGCAAGGAAUGAUUGCCAUACCAGGCACAACCAAAGCAAAGCGAUUGGAGGAAAAUUGGGCGUCUAGAGACAUUGAUCUUACGGAAGAAGAGAAACGAGAGAUGAGGAAAGUCAUUGAUGCCGCCAAGCCGCACGGCAACAGAUAUGCUCCCGCACAGCAGGCGUUGGUGGGACACUGAAGUCGGAUGCUCGUAGAGGAAAAGUAGUAUAUGAGCGUCGAAAAUCACUUUUGAGCAUCCAUCUUAUCUUUGAUUCCAUAAUACGGACCCGCUGCUUCAGUCGAUAGGGGAAUCUACAUGCUUAACCUCGACCAUCUCAAUUUUAUUGAAGCAUAGAAUUGAAUCUAUUGGGAUGCAGAGCCUGGCUACAGCGAUAGCUGCUCUCAAUAAAAUCUAGUAAGCUAUACAAUAAGAGGCGUAAGAUAGCCUUGGGGUAUAGAUUAAUUGAGGGAUGAUUAACAUAAGGCAGGAGGAUACCGCGGGGUUAUUGUCUCGG
Paecilomyces variotii is the source of this 1682-nucleotide messenger RNA. RefSeq names its product NADP-dependent oxidoreductase domain-containing protein. The coding region runs from base 380 to 1366 and encodes 328 amino acids. NCBI's taxonomy places the organism in Eukaryota, Fungi, Ascomycota, Eurotiomycetes, Eurotiales, Thermoascaceae. Gene Ontology annotation, cellular component: cytoplasm. The transcript has 6 exons. The record is from RefSeq and is a predicted model, not a curated record.